Molecule: messenger RNA, 524 nt
Organism: Hippocampus comes (tiger tail seahorse)
Lineage: Eukaryota; Metazoa; Chordata; Actinopteri; Syngnathiformes; Syngnathidae
Product: baculoviral IAP repeat-containing protein 6-like
Exons: 3
Coding region: 43-498 (151 amino acids)
Source: RefSeq, a predicted model, not a curated record
UCUCUCUUUCCAUAGCCUGCUUCAUCAGGGGAUGACAGAGCCAUGUGCUUCACCUGUAGUGUAUGUCUGGUGUGCUGGGAACCAACGGAUGAGCCGUGGUCAGAACAUGAGCGACACUCCCCGAAUUGUCCAUUUGUAAAGGGCGAGCACACACAAAAUGUCCCCUUGUCAGUGACACUGGCAACCUGUCCUGCUCAGUUUCCCAACAGUCCUGACAGUACAGACAAAAUUGCCUGCUACGGCUUUGGCAGCUGCCCACAGUUCUUGGCUGUCGCAACAAAGAGAGGCAAGAUCUGUAUUUGGGAUGUCUCCAAAAUGAUGAAGGUGCACCUGAAGUUUGACAUUAACCCAUAUGACCCAGCCAUCCUGAGGCAGCUGAUCCUGUGUGGCGGUGAGCACAGCCAGCAGACGCUGACUGAGUCACGGAGACCGACUUUGGCCUGGCUUGAGGAGUCUUCCUCAUGCUCAGACUUGCCCAAGCUUGAGGGAGAUAGGUGAGCCUUAUUUAUACAGAGGAACCUCUA